Molecule: messenger RNA, 6069 nt
Organism: Closterium sp. Naga37s-1
Lineage: Eukaryota; Viridiplantae; Streptophyta; Zygnematophyceae; Desmidiales; Closteriaceae
Source: the annotation of a GenBank genome assembly
AUGUGGGCCGAAGCCCGGUCGAAGUUUGAGUGGCUGCUGCCCGAGAAUAUUCGGGACGGGAAGGGGAGGAGGCCUGGCGAGCCAGGGUACGAUUCGCGAAGUGUAACCAUCCCGCGUGCGAUCUUUGACAAGCUGUCAGCGUCGCAGAAGCAGUACUGGGGCACGAAAAGUCGCUACAUGGACACCAUUCUCUUCUUCAAAGUGGGCAAGUUCUACGAGCUGUACGAGGUGGACGCGGAGGUGGGCCACAAGGAGCUCGACUGGAAGCUCACUGUCAGCGGCGUGGGCAAGUGCCGCCAGGUGGGAGUCCCCGAGAGUGGCAUAGAGGACGCUGUUCAGAAGCUCGUAGCCCGAGGCUACAAGGUUGGGCGCAUGGAGCAACUGGAGAGCAGCGAGGAGGCCAAGGCGAAGAGAGGGCCAGGGGCGAUGGUGCAGCGGCAACUCAUGCAGAUUCUCUCCCCAGCCACCCUCACAGAGGGGUCUCUCAGACCCGAAGCCGUGCACCUCCUGGCGAUCAAAGAGGUCAUCACAGAACCUGCGACCAGCAACAGCGCCGCCAGCAUUGAAAACAUCAUUAGCAGCAGCAGCAGCCUUAACGGGACGCCUAACAGCACCCCGACCAGUGUUGCUUCUGGGUCUAUCCUCGUCGGCUUUGCGUUUGCUGACGUGGCGGGCGGGAACGUCUACGUGGGUGCCAUGCGGGACGACUCCUCCCGCUCCGCCCUCUCAGCUCUCCUUGUCCAGGUGGCCCCUCAGGAGCUGCUGUUCGAAUUAGACGGUCUCUCCACCGACACGAGGAAACUUCUGCGAAGGAGCUCAGGCCCGGGAAUCCUCCCGACGCAGCUGACAGCCCUGGCGCCAGGUUCGGAGUUUCCCGAGCCUAAAGCAGCGGUGGCUCGUCUAAAAUCAUCUGGCUUUGGAACCGUGCAAGAGUCCCCACAGAGAGAGCCAUGCCACGGGAGGGGGGCGGAUUCUCUAGUGCGGUUGCUGGUGGGAGGGGGAGAGGAGGAGGCGGAGGUAGCAGCAGCAGCGCUUGUGGCGCUAGGCAGCCAUCUGGAGCGAUUAAAGUGGACCCCAUCAGUGCUCGCCUCGCUCGCCCUGCGCCCCUACUCCGUCUUCUCGGGUUCGCUGCGUCUGGAUGGGCAGACUCUCAGCAAUUUGGAGCUGCUCAGCAACACGCACAACGGCAGCACACAGGCCUUUCUCACUCACCCUCCUCCCCUCCCCUCCUCCUCUCCUGCCCGCCUGCCUUCCUCACUCGCCCUCUUCACCAUCCCCGAACGCACAGGCACUCUUCUCGGUUUUCUAGAUACCUGUGCCACGUCAGCAGGCAAGCGCCUUCUCCGCCGUUGGAUCUGCCACCCGCUGCGCUCCAUCCGCGAGAUCGAGCGCCGGCUGGACGCCGUCGAUGAGCUGGCGGGCUCGUCGCUCGCCACGUCAGUGCUGUCAUCCGCCACGUCAGCAGCACACGCACGGGGAGAAAUCCGGGUGGCGAUGAGGCGACUGCCGGAUCUGGAGCGCCUGAUUGGUCGAAUGAGAGCCAUGGGGGCACAGGCUAAAGGCGGGGGGGGAGGCGGGGGAGAGGAAGGGAAUUGGGAGAGGGCCAGAGGAAGGGAGGACGGGAGAGGUGGAGAGGGAGGGAGAGGAGAGGUGGGAGGAGGGGAGGUGGAGUGGGGGGGUUUAAGGUCUGCUCUAGAGGCGCUGCUUGGACCAAUGGCGGAACAACUGCUGAGGAAGCAGGUGAGGAAGCACAGUCAUGAGAAUGUCACUCAGUUCUGCUCUGCAGUGCGAGGGGUGCGUGCAGCGCUCCUCUUCCUCCACUCCCUCCGCAACAGAGCUCUGAGCCCCCUCGAGCUGUCCCAUUCACCCCCCUCUUCUCUUCCCCUCCCAGGUCACUCAGUUCUGCUCUGCAGUGCGAGGGGUGCGUGCAGCGCUCCUCUUCCUCCACUCCCUCCGCAACAGAGCUCUGAGCCCCCUCGAGCUGUCACCCAGUUCUGCACUGCAGUGCGGGGAGUGCGUGCAGCGCUCCUCUUCCUCGAUUCCCUCCGCAACGGGUCGCUCACCGGGGAGCCCGUUGCCUUCCGCUCUGCCAUCCUACGUGGCAUCAUGCGAUUGGCUCCUGCUGCUGCUUCUGCUGACAGCAGAGAGGGCGGCCGGGAAGAGGAGGAAGAGGAGGAGGAGGAGGAUGAGGGAGGAGGAGGAGGUGGAGGAGGAGGAGAAGGGGCAGGGGUGAGGAACAGCCACGUGAAUAACGGUUACAGCAAACAUGGUUGGGGAGAUGAGAGGGGUCGUUCAAGCACGGUCCAUCCUUCUCAUUCAGGGGCAAGGACGAACGGCACGGAGGAGAUGAGCGGUCGCCGUGCGCUGGCAGUUCUGGAUGAGAUAGAGCAGUUUAUUCUGUGGCCGACCGCAGUCCAGGGGAAGGCAGGUGCCACUGGGAAGGGGAGAGGCAGCGGCGGGUCGAGAGGUGGCGGCGGUGGUGGCAGCAGCAACAGCAGCAGCAGCUGUCCUCGUCUGGUCUCCCCUGAUGACAGUGUGAUGAAUCUAGUGACGAAUGCCAAGAAGGCUGGGACAGGGAGCAGCAAGAACCAGAACAAAAGCAGCGGCAAGUUCAACAGCAGCAGCAACGGUAGCAGCCAUCUGGGUGAAGCUGUGGCAGCAGAGGCGCGUAUGCUCUCUGCUCUGCUGAUGCGAUUCUCCUCGCUCCUCCCCUUCUGCUCGCUCCUCUGCGACUCCCUCGCCCGCUUUGACAUCCUCCUCGCCUUUGCUGAUGUUUCUCAGACCGCCGCUGCUGGAGCUGCUGGCGGUGCUGGUGGUGGUGUUGGUGGUGCAGGGCCAAUGUGUCGCCCCACGUUUGUGGCAGCAGGGAAGGGAAGCGGGUCAGGGGGAGGGAGCACGUUUCAUGCGAGGGGCCUGUGGCACCCGUUUGCUGUGGGAGCCGGUGGUGGUGUUGUGGUUCCCAAUGACGUCCAGGUGCUCUCAACACUAGGUCCAGGUGCUCUCAACACUAGGUCCAGGUGCUCUCAACACUACGUCCAGGUGCUCUCAACACUAGCCCCAGGUACGUUCAUGGUGGAGUGCAGGGAGGCAGCAGCAGUGCUGCGGUGCGCCACAAAGGACUCCCUAGUCAUUCUGGACGAGCUGGGCAGGGGCACGUCCACCUUCGAUGGAUACGCCAUCGCACAUGCUGUAUUGAACUACCUCACCUCGCGCCUUGAUUGCCGGCUCCUAUUCGCGACACACUACCAUCCCCUCACCUCCGAGUUUGCGGGCCAUCCACAAAUCGCACUGCGACACAUGGCAUGCCAAGUGCAGGCACGCAAGGGCGGCGACGGGGAAGAGGACGAGGAGCUUGUCUUUUUGUACAAGUUGCAAUCUGGUGCCUGUCCGAAGAGCUAUGGAUUGAAAGUAGCGUCUAUGGCCGGAAUUCCUUCUCGUGUGGUGGCCAAUGCAUCACGGGCAGCUUCGGCUCUUGAGCAUGAGCUGAGUGAUAAGUUUGACAAUCCUGAGCCGCUUGCAGCAAGCACAUUGCUUGAUAUGGAGCGGUCAUGGGUGCAAACGCUGCAAGGGGUUGCGUCAUUUGGUGCUUCUGGUGGCGGAGUUCCCGAUGAGGAUGCGGACGAUAUGUCAUGGAAGAAAGAGUCAGAAUCAAGGAGGGUUGCACAUUCUGCUGCUGCCGAGGGACUCCUACCUGUGUCAUUUGUGAACCCAAACGAAUCGCGCCAGCAGCAAGUUACAUUUGAUAUCCCAGAAUCAUGUGACGGAGCGGAUUUCCUGUCAGUGGCUGGAUGUGAAAUUUCGCAUUUCUUCAACCGCCGCUGGAAGUGGAUGCAGAAUUAUUUUGUGGAGUCAGAAAAUCAGCUUCUCUCUCACAUUCACCAGGUGGCAAUGCCAUUUCUCUACACUCUCGUUCUCUGGUCUCUUUUCAUGGCUCUUCAGUGGGGUCUUAGUCAAGCUAGCCGCUGUUCCCCAUCCUUCUUCCAGCUGUGGGGGUUGCAGCUAUUUGUCUGCCUUGCUGCUGCAGUUAGCACUGUGCGAGGACAGCUGCGCAUGCAUCCAACAACAUUCAGGCCUACGUCUCUGAGCCCAAAUCUUGUUCGGCUUUUCUCAUCGAACUCCCGCAUUUCCCGCUUUUUAAAGAUUUCGGUGAUCAUGGCAUGUGCUGGUGCUAUGGCUGGGAUGGUGGGCAUUGGAGGAGCGCUCAUCUUCAACCCAUAUCUUCUUAGCCUUGGCCUUCACCCACAGUGCGUUACGAUGUCUGUCGAUUCACCUACCGCUCACGAGCUUGACCUAAAACGCAAAUUCGCGGAGAUUCCAAACCGUUAUGACUUGGAUUCUCCAACCAAGCGCCUUCGCGGCGUGCGGCAGCGCUCGUGGGGCAAGUGGGUGUGCGAGAUCCGCGAGCCGCGCACGCGCGCGCGCGUGUGGCUGGGAUCGUACAGCACCGCGGAGGAGGCCGCGCGCGUCUACGACACCGCCGCGCUCAUGCUGCACGGCGCGCGCGGCGCGGAGCGCCGACUCAACUUUCCCGAGGCUCUUCAAGCGGACGGGGGAAUCCGCCCCGUUAUAGUGUCGCGCACUAUAGCGGAAGGUCUGCUCCGCGUCGUCAAUGCUCUGACUCUUUCGCAGCAGUCACCAUCCAAACAAGACAAUUCGAGCAAUCCAUCUUGUUCUAAUGAUAUGAUUCUCGAUGCGUCCACCUCUGCUGCGGGGUCCAGUGCCAGCCGCCCUACCGGUGCUACCGCAUCUGUCCCCACGGUUCACGCUAGCCCCACCUUUACCGGCGAGUGGGUGCGGCUCGAGGUUACCGGCUCCAACGUGGUCUUCUCCGAUUGCGCGCACCCGGAGAUCGCCACCACCGCGAUUCCCGCCGCCGGUCGCGGCGGCGUCUUUCCAGAUGCGUCGUCCGUCAAAUCCCCGACGGCGAACGGCCAGAUCUCGCCGAAACGUGCCGCCGCCGCUCCGAAUGCCGCCACCCCCGCCGAUCCAAGCGCCGGCGCCGGCACGUCUGGCAUUGCGUCAGCAGCCGCGUCGCGAGUUGCCUCGGAGAUGGAUUUCGUCAGCAGCCGCGUCGCGGCGCCUGCAGGUUCAUUUUCCGCUGCCCUCUCGCUCUUCUCCGACGCGCCUUCCACCUUUUCCCCCGGUCCCCCCGUAAUCGUCCCCUCCCGCCGUUCCUCCGCCCUAUCUCUCCCCGGAAGCCCUAUGAGCGGAAUGGGGCACAGCCCGUCGCGCUUCCGCUCACCCUCCCGCUCGCCGCUGCUCUCCCCGCAGUUCCCCGGCCCGUCGUUCGGCGGCUCCCGCCCCUUCCCCGCAACCACUGCCCCUUCCUCCCCGCGCGCGAUUAGCGCCUCCGCUUCUUCCGCACUCUCCGCGUUCGCGCUUCCGCCAGCGUCGUCGGUCGCCGCUCCCGCCAGCGCGGCGGAGCUCUCGCGCGCGCUGCUCGCGCACCCCACCUUCGCGCACCUCUGCGCGCCUUCCGCCCAGCCCGCUGAGACCCUCACUGCGGAUCAGAUCCCGGUUUCCACUGCAGAUCAGAUUGCCACUGCCAAUCCCGCCAUAGACUUUCCUCCCCCUACUGCCACAGCUGCUACCAACUCUGCUCCAAUCGCUGCUACUCUUGCCGCUCCCCCCAGUGCUCCCAGCGGCAAUUGUGCAGUUCAAAUUCCAGACAGCAAUUUCACAAGCUACGCCUCUUUUGCUCCGUUUCUCACUGAUCUGGGACAGGAGGACAGCGAUAUUGUUAACAGCAGAUCUAGUAUCGCGGAUAGCAGCAGCAUGGACACGUCAUCCCCUACUGCUAAGGGAGGGCCCUUGCAGCAGCCCCCAACCGUCUCCCCCCAGGCUCCUCUCGACCUUCCCAGUUUUUCCUCUCAACCGCUUCUCAACCUGCCCAGCUUUUCCAAGGCAGCGCCGGACCAAACGGGCUCCCUGCCUCGACUGCCGAGCCUGCCGGGGGAGUUCCCGUCGCUGCCGAGCCUGCCGGCAGAGUUCCCAACGCUGCCGAGUUUAGAUUGGAACGAGAUUGAAGAGUGUCUGGGGAAGCCAGAGGGAUCAGUGCUCACUACCUGA